Molecule: messenger RNA, 1818 nt
Organism: Paramisgurnus dabryanus
Lineage: Eukaryota; Metazoa; Chordata; Actinopteri; Cypriniformes; Cobitidae
Product: polyprenol dehydrogenase
Source: RefSeq, a predicted model, not a curated record
AAAUGCUCUAAAGCGACUGAGAAAAACUGUAACCGUGUGAUCGUUUAAAUACGGCGGUUGUUUUUUUCAUCGAUGAGGAUCAAAGUCGGUGCUUUACGCGGAGCAUCAUUGGACAAUCGCAUCUGAUGAAGUUCUGAUGAAGCAACCUGUUCCACAUCACAUCUCCUCUGCUCGUGCGUGUCACUCACGGUGAUCUCUCGUCAUGUGUCGUCUUUAACACGACGGACGGGAAUUGAUGGCAAGAAUUGAUCCAACGACCGUCAAUGCAGAAAUCCAAAGAUCUGCGCGCGGGUGAUGAGGAGCAUCAAAUGAGAUCUGAGCUCUGCUGUCAUGCAGUCUCUUAUAUCGCCGGUCACUAAGGCAAUCCUCGUAGCUCUUUUUAUUUUUGCCAUUUUGCUCAUCCUUUAUGUGAUCCUGUGGUAUAUAUGUAGAGACGUGGAUUGCGAUCACGGCAUUUGAUGUUGGAUGCUGAAGCUGUGGAUCAGAUGGAGAUGUCAGGGUGACCCCGUUUUAGCCAAACAGAAUGGCAAGGUUGCUGUUGUGACAGGUGGUACUAAAGGAAUCGGCUAUGAGACGGUGAGACAGCUGGUGAAUCUGGGAAUGUUUGUCAUUAUAGCCUCACAUAAUGAAGAGGAGGGUCUGUCUGCUGUGAGGAAGCUUCGUGAGGAGAACUCAGAAGCUCAGGUGGACUUUGAGUAUUUGAACGUAUCGUCUUUGAUGUCGGUGAGACGGUUCGUCCAGAGGUUUAGAGAUCGAGCUCUUCCCCUGCACGUGCUCAUCAAUAAUGCCGGUGUUAUGUUGGUCCCUGAAGGCAAAACAGAGGAUGGAUUUGAGACCCAUUUUGCCACCAAUUACCUGGGUCAUUUCCUGUUGACCCGCCUUCUGCUGGAUACCCUGAUGCAUUCUGGGAAAGAUGAGUCGUACUCUCGAGUCAUUAAUGUCUCUUCUUCUGCACACUACACGGCUGACCUUCAUCUACAGGACCUUCAAAACACGCAGUGUUACAGCGCUCAUGCAGCGUAUUCCUGUAGUAAACUGGCCCAGGUUCUCUUCACGUAUCAUCUACAUUAUAAACUUCAGUCCAUCCGAGCACCGCUGACGGUUAAUGCUGUUGAUCCCGGUGUGGUAAACACAGAUCUUUACUCUCACGUCAAUCAUCUCAUCCGAUAUGCACUCAAACCCAUCGCUCGGCUCUUUUUUAAGACUCCAGCUGAUGGUGCAGUGACUGGGGUUUAUGCUGCCGUCUCCUCUGAUCUGGAGUCAGUUAGCGGAUGUUAUCUUUAUGAAGGAGAAUGUGUUGAGUCUUCACUAAACUCUUAUGAUGAAGAUCUUCAGACUGGACUCUGGCAGAAGACCUGUGAUCUCUUAAACCUCCGGCACUCGCUGUAUGAAGACUGGAACGAUGACAUCACAAAAUGAACAGAAACUCUUGACACUUUCUUUCAGUUGAUGUCAACAUCAUUUCUUUAUGUUUACAAUCUCUUCAUACCACUGAACUGUGAUUGGCUGUCCUAUAAUGAUGAUGAUGAUGAUGAUGAUGAUGAUGAUGAAGGGCUCAGCGCUGUCAUUACUACACUGUGAGUAUGUUUGUGUUAUUCAGAUAAUGUGUUGUCAUCUGUGUGAUGUUUCAUCGUGUGUGUGUGUGUGUGUGUGUGUGUGUGUGUGUGUGUGUGUGUGUGUGUGUGUGUGUGUGUGUGUGUGUGUGUGUGUGUGUGUGUGUGAUUGUGUUCACUGUGAAUGAAGCUUUGAUUUUUGUUUCUUUACAGUUAUUAGCAGAAUACAGAAAUUCAGUUGCCUAUAUUUGCGUGCUUGACAAUG